AUGGAUCGCCUCAUCACUCGGCAGCCGGAACCUUCUUUAUUAGUGUUGCACACAAAGCCACCACUGUUCUUCGGAAGCAAAAUGAGUCCGGAAGCACUUUGUUACCGAGAAGACGCGGUGGGAGCGCCGGGACAUAGAGGGGUCAGGUCGGCGCCUUAG
Molecule: messenger RNA, 159 nt
Organism: Colletotrichum tamarilloi
Lineage: Eukaryota; Fungi; Ascomycota; Sordariomycetes; Glomerellales; Glomerellaceae
Exons: 1
Coding region: 1-159 (52 amino acids)
Source: RefSeq, a predicted model, not a curated record